Molecule: messenger RNA, 2124 nt
Organism: Dermacentor silvarum
Lineage: Eukaryota; Metazoa; Arthropoda; Arachnida; Ixodida; Ixodidae
Product: probable 4-coumarate--CoA ligase 1
Exons: 11
Coding region: 117-1805 (562 amino acids)
Molecular function (GO): CoA-ligase activity
Source: RefSeq, a predicted model, not a curated record
UCACUUAGCUGUCCACCGUGGCUGCUUAAUCGAGGCGCUGUGGCCGCUGCUUCCGCCCUAAACCAGGUUUUCUCAUUGUUGAUUCUGCGUCACUCGCAGGAAAGAAAGCCCAAGACAUGCCGGUCCCGCGCGGAGACACAAGUCAGGCCCUCCGAGCAGAAGGUGCUACCACCACCACCAUGGACACAAUGGCAGCCGUCAUCGAAGACGGCGUUGUGAGGUCGUCCGUUCAGGACAUGUACAUUCCGGACGUAGACCUCGGCACUUUCUUCAGAGGAUGCUGCAGGAAGUACAAGGAUCGCAUUGCCAUGGUGGACGACGCCACGGGAGAGACACACUCGUACCGGCAGCUGGAGGACACGUGUCGACGUGUUGCGGCUGGUCUGCGGAACCUGGGCUUCCAGGCGGGAGACCUUGCGGGCAUCCACAGUGGUGUCCACGCCGACCUGAUCAUCGCCUUUUAUGGCACUAUUCUCGCCGGUGGCCGUAUGGUCUUCGCCAAGGGCAACUUGACAAAGCGCGAAGUGCAGUACCAGUUCGCGGACUCUGGCCCCAAACUCAUCUUUUGUGAUGACGCAAAUGCGGAAAAGACAAAGGCUGCUUGUGAAGAUGUGCCGACUAUCAAGACGCUGGUAACGUUGGGUCAAUACGAAGGCAUGAUCCGCUUCUCGGAGCUCAAGGGAUCACCUACUGGCUAUUCGGCUGCUGGCAUUGACCCCCGAAGUGUGCUGGCCAUCAUGUAUUCGAGCGGCACGACAGGACUGCCAAAAGGUGUCAUGGUGUCACACCGAAAUUUCAUCGCUCAGAUCCUUGCGUCUGGGGACGCAGGAGCACGCCUUAUCGCUGCCAAUGACAUAAUGCUUGGCACUGCCCCUUUCACUCACGUAUCCGGCCUCUGGCUCUACGGCUGCUGCUUCGAAGUUGGCGCCACUGUAAUUAUCAUGGCCCUCUCUGACCCUGUGUCUGUUCUCAAGGCCAUCGAAAGGCACAAGGCUACAGUGAUGCUGCAGUUCCCGACAUUUGCGCAGAAGUUAGUGCAGUGCAAGUGCAUCGACAACUACGACGUGAGCAGCAUGAACAAGUUCCUAAUUGGUGGCUCCACUACUCCCGCCAUAGUGGCACAAGGCAUUAUUGACAAGUUCAAGUUGAAAGCUUUCCGCCACGUUUUCGGCAUGAGCGAAACCUGUGGUGGUGUCACGGUUACCCCAGCCGGCAUAGAUGACUACGAGAGCGUUGGAAAGCCCUUUCCAAUGACGCACAUAAAGGUCGUCGAUGUGAAAACUCGCGAUAAGCUUGGACCUCGCGAGCACGGCGAAAUCUGCGUGAAAGGCCCAUACUGUUGUCUCGGCUACCUGAACAAGCCUGAGGCGACAAGGAAUCUUUACGACGAUGAUGGCUUCAUUCAAACAGGGGAUAUUGGCUACUACACCGAGAGCGGCAAACUAUUCGUCGUGGACCGCAUAAAGGAGCUGAUCAAGUGCAUGGACCAGCAGGUGGCACCAGCGGAACUUGAGGACUUACUCGUGCAGCAUGAAGCCGUCAAGGAGGCGGCCGUGACCGGUGUUCCUCACCGCGAGUAUGGAGAAGCUGCACGGGCCUUCGUCGUGCUCUUCCAGGACGACGCGGCUACCGAAACACUCAAGAAUGAGCUCGCAAAGCUGGUUGCUGACCAAACGGCUUUUCAUAAACAUCUCCACGGAGGCAUCGAGUUUGUGACGAACAUUCCGAAAUCUGAUACAGGAAAGAAUCUUCGAAGAGCACUGAGGGAUUCUUACCAGAAGAACAACAAAAUCGGUGCAAUUUAACUCGACAGUUUCCUGCAUGUAUUUUUUUUCUACGGAGCUUUCAAAAGCUUUCAUGAUUUCUUCGUGGAUGAACGUGCAGCCUCAUCUACUCCCGCCCGAAGCUGGUUCGAAGGCAUCUUUUAAAGCACGCAGCCAAAAGGCAACUGAAGGUUGCUUUUAAGAUAAUCCUUUUGAGCUUAUACUCCGGCUCCUAUCAAACAUUAUAUUAUCUGCUUCAGGGACAAUGAUGAUGUCGCGAAAGCAUUUUUUUACGAUUUCACGUUAGUAUUAUCGCCUGUUGUGCAGUACAUAUUUGUAUGGAAUUCUUGUUAAUAAACCA